UGAAGAUUUAUGCGCGCUGGAGACGACAGCUGCGUUUUGUUGCCAGCGCAAAUGCUUUGCGUCUGUAGUUUGUGGGUCGUUAGCUCUGUUUUUGGAUAUUAGUCACUAAAAUAUGAUUCCUUCAAAUUGGGAUGAGUUGAGAAUCCAAGCUCGGAUAUUAGAGAGUGAAAUCGACUCUAAACUAGCUACUUUUGGCAAGAUUGGUGCUCGACCAGUGGAGCAUAAACAUUCUCCACGCUUCAGUGCUUCUGGUAUAUCUGUCAAGAGUGAUGCAACUCCAACAAUCCCAUGCCAUGAAGAUUUUGACUCAAGUUUCAAUGUCAUGUGCAGUGAAAUUGAAGAGCAACUACAAAGACUCACUCAAAUCAAUGAACGGAUGGCUACUUUUGUUCCUGAAACCGAAACCACACCUACCUCUUUGGAUAAUACCACACGAAAUCCUCUUAAUCCAACUACAAUGAUGGCGGCCGGUAGGCUUAGUCAGCUGCAUACAGCUAAGCGACAUCGUGAAAUUCUUCGGGAUUAUGCUCAAGAAUUUCGUCAAACGAAAGCCAAACUUAUUGCUGCACGUGAACGGGAAACUCUUUUAGGAUCAGUCUACAGAGAUACAAAUUCUACAACUGUAAAUCUUAGUGCUAAUUUUACCUCAAGACCUCAGUCUGAAGUAGAUUCCUCUGGUGGUAAUCAACGUACUGGUGUACAGUCAAAUAUCUCUAGUUCAACUCGUUUACUCUUAGAUGAGCAAGAAAAAUACCAUCGAUCCAAUCGCCUAUUGGAUGAACAUCUAGCCGCAGCAUCAACAAUACGUGCAGCAUUGCGUGCUCAGCGUUUUGCAUUGCGUACUGCUUCCACUGGCUUAUCAAAUUUAAGUUCCCGCUUUCCGCAAGUAAAGAAAUUAAUCAGCAAAAUCGACUGGCGUCAUAAACAAGAUUCAAUUGUAUUGGGAUUAGUAAUUGGUUGUUGUGUUGUGUUUCUUUUGAUUUAUCGAUUUAGUUGAGUUUCAUAUGCAUAUAUACAUAUUACUUAUUUUUUUUAGGAAGUAGUACUCUGUUGCUUUGGUUAAUGUCUUGCUAAUUGCAAAAGGGAAAUGACGUGUGUGUGUGUACAUGUAUUUGUUGAUGCUGAGAUAGCAGAAAAGAAAGCAUAAGAGAAAAAAGUACUUAGUCCAAUCACACCACUUACACAUGGGUUCUCCAAAGUCCCUGUAGGA
Heterobilharzia americana is the source of this 1210-nucleotide messenger RNA. Lineage: Eukaryota; Metazoa; Platyhelminthes; Trematoda; Strigeidida; Schistosomatidae. The record is from the annotation of a GenBank genome assembly.